GUGCAGAGAAGGCGGAUUGGAGCGCUGAAGCUUUGACUGGUGAGCUGGGCCCCGCUGUCUCUGGAGCUGCGUCGGACUCUGGUUCACUUACGAAGAGGAGGCUGCAGGGGAGGCCGCAGCGGAGACUCGCCUACGUGUUGUCUCCGGUAUCAGGCCUCUUGCCUGGGAGCCCAGCCGGAUUCUUACUUCCCCGCCCCGUCUCUCAGGAAUACUUCCAAGAGGCAGCAGCGAAGUGAGCACAGUCCCAUCUGCAGGCUGUAGAAACCUUUCCCGGACGGCCGCGGCGGGCAGGACCGAGCAGCUGACCCUUCGGAAGACUUGGACAUGCCGUUUGCCUCCUGAGAGGAUGGGCACUCAGGGCAGCCCUGUGAAGAGCUACGACUACCUCCUAAAAUUCCUGCUGGUGGGAGACAGCGAUGUUGGAAAGGGAGAGAUCUUGGAGAGCCUGCAGGACGGAGCAUCGGAGUCCCCUUAUUCCUAUAGUAACGGUAUUGACUACAAAACUACUACCAUCCUCCUAGAUGGCCGGCGGGUGAAGCUUGAGCUGUGGGACACUUCUGGCCAGGGAAGGUUUUGCACCAUCUUUCGUUCUUACUCCAGAGGAGCUCAGGGUAUCCUCUUGGUUUAUGAUAUCACCAAUCGGUGGUCCUUUGAUGGAAUAGACCGAUGGAUCAAAGAGAUCGAUGAGCAUGCCCCAGGUGUGCCCCGUAUAUUGGUGGGGAAUAGACUCCACUUGGCCUUUAAAAGGCAAGUACCGACUGAGCAGGCCCGGGCCUACGCGGAGAAGAACGGAAUGACGUUUUUUGAGGUCAGCCCACUCUGUAACUUCAACGUGACGGAGUCCUUCACUGAAUUGUCCCGGAUAGUGCUGAUGAGGCAUGGAAUGGAGAAGAUCUGGAGACCGAACAGGGUGUUCAGCUUGCAAGAUUUGUGUUGCCGGGCUAUUGUCUCCUGCACCCCCGUACAUCUCAUCGAUAAGCUCCCUCUUCCAGUGGCCAUCAAGAGCCACCUCAAAUCCUUUUCAAUGGCCAACGGAAUGAAUGCUGUGAUGAUGCAUGGACGAUCCUACUCCGUAGCCGGCAGCAGUGGCGGAGCCGCCGGCAGUGGCGGGGGAAGCAAAGGCAACAGCCUUAAACGGUCAAAGUCUAUUCGGCCGCCGCAGAGCCCCCCUCAGAACUGCUCAAAAAGCAACUGUAAGAUUUCCUAGCCGGGGGGAUGUGGAUAACCGGAGGCUGCUAUUGGCAAUAAACCCUACACGGUCAGUGAAGAGCCAUGUGAUAUGGCCGGGAGAGUCCGCAGUUGGCACGUGACCUUUUGAGGUGUUGGGAGGCGAUUACCCUAGAAGAGGUCAUUGACUACGUUACUCAGUCACCACCCAACCCAUGCAAUUUUAUUUAUUUUUUUACAAGGGUUAAAACACUGCAUGAUGGACGUUUUCCUCCCUUCCACAUCCCCGAGAGCGGCAGAACGUGCACUGUGCUAAAGGACCCCUCUUUACCUUUAUUUAUAAGAGUAUAUAAUAACUGACGCCUCACUUUUUUUUUUUUUUUUAUAAAUGUAACGCCUGAUCAUA
This is a messenger RNA of Bufo gargarizans (Asiatic toad), 1573 nucleotides long. It is a transcript of the gene RAB40C, whose product is annotated as RAB40C, member RAS oncogene family. Lineage: Eukaryota; Metazoa; Chordata; Amphibia; Anura; Bufonidae. Gene Ontology annotation, molecular function: GTPase activity; GTP binding. The transcript has 7 exons. Gene Ontology annotation, biological process: protein localization to plasma membrane; intracellular signal transduction. The coding region runs from base 347 to 1207 and encodes 286 amino acids. Gene Ontology annotation, cellular component: synaptic vesicle; plasma membrane; endosome. The record is from RefSeq and is a predicted model, not a curated record.